Messenger RNA from Brienomyrus brachyistius, 1030 nucleotides. RefSeq names its product lectin-like. NCBI's taxonomy places the organism in Eukaryota, Metazoa, Chordata, Actinopteri, Osteoglossiformes, Mormyridae. The record is from RefSeq and is a predicted model, not a curated record. Gene Ontology annotation, molecular function: signaling receptor activity. The coding region runs from base 60 to 611 and encodes 183 amino acids. The transcript has 6 exons.
AGGUGCUCUGUAUUCAGUGUGGACUCCUCCUGAUCGCAUAGACCUGAGGUUCUCAAACAAUGAGAGGUGCUGUGGGACUGAAGAGCCGAGACAUGAGGACUCUAAGCUUGCUGGGGGUUGCACUCCUCUGUCUGUUUGCCAUGCCUGCUGCAACGGAUGAUGACCAUCAACACCCCUCAAACGCGUGUGUUGGACAAUACAAGGACUGGACCCAAAUUGGCCAGGUGUGCGCAAAGUAUUUCAACACACCAAGGUCCUUCGCCGAUGCCGAGUCUGCUUGCAGGCAGGCAGCUUCAGGGGGUCACCUGGUCUCCGUGCAUGAUGAACAAACAAAUGCGGAUGUCUUGGCCAUCGUGUUGAAAUACAACCCCUCCUCACCAAGGAUCUGGUUGGGCGGUCAAAGGUUUGGUCAGUCAAGUACAUUCGUCUGGACAGAUGGUUCUCCUUGGAAUUUCUGGAAAUGGGUUGCAGGUCAACCAAGUAACAGCGGAAAUCAUGAGAACUGUGUGGAGAUGAACUGGACAAACUUGGGGGAAUGGAAUGAUGAUUGGUGCAUCAAACAGAAACCUUUCAUCUGCGCCUUCCAGUGGCAGCAUGAGCGGGGAGACUGAAGAAUGAUGGAAACACGCUACUGCAUCGCUUAUAAAAAUCAGGCAACACAUGAAGAUUCAUGCAAAGUGCAAAAUGAGUAAAGAAUCGCAAAAUUUUUAAAUGCUUCACUGAGCUCAUGCAAAAUAAAAAAAACUAUAUCAUGUGUAUGACUGUGUUCUUGUUUAACUGAUACAUUAUUGGCUGGUACAUUAUGCAGAAUGCAGUUAUGAUAUUUGUAUUCAAAUUGUAGUACAUUACUGGUAAGUUGUUACAUAAUCAACUUUUAUUGCAAUAAGAAAGGGGAAAAAGUAUUACAUUAUUGGCAGUUCUUACAUUAGUGUCAGGGUCUGUCUGUCUGUGCUCCGUUUCGGCCCCUCGACCGUCCCCUGUCAUCCCGCUCAUUUACUCAUACCUGCCUCCUGUCUGACGCUGUUAGUCC